Messenger RNA from Fusarium fujikuroi IMI 58289, 1134 nucleotides. RefSeq lists its product as uncharacterized. The transcript has a single exon. Gene Ontology annotation, cellular component: cytoplasm. NCBI's taxonomy places the organism in Eukaryota, Fungi, Ascomycota, Sordariomycetes, Hypocreales, Nectriaceae. The coding region runs from base 1 to 1134 and encodes 377 amino acids. Gene Ontology annotation, molecular function: oxidoreductase activity. The record is from RefSeq and is a predicted model, not a curated record.
AUGUCCGACAGUCGCUAUGGCUCUCAAGAUGAGGGGGGAAAGCCUCAAGUGACAAAUAUGAGCGUCGCAAACUCCAACAUUGUCGUAGUUGGUGGCGGUAUCGUCGGUGCCUCCAUCGCUUGGCAUCUCUCCUCCGAGACAAACGUGACCCUCAUCGCGGAAGAUAUCGGAGGCGUAGCCACUCCCAAUUCAUUCGCUUGGCUUAACGCCGCUUCGUCGGAUAAGAAGUUUUACUACGACUUUCGACUUCGGUCUCUUCAGCAUUGGAGAGAGAUUGAGAAAGCUGUUGAUAACUUACCCAUUCAUUGGGGAGGUACAACGAGCUGGGAUAAAUCGCCUGAAGAGCUUGAGGAGGAGCAAAAGAACCUGACUGCUUGGGGAUAUGAUGUUAUCCGAGUUGAUAAGGCGGAAAUAUCGAAGCGGGAGCCUCAUAUUGAAGAGGCGAAACUUCCGGAAUGGGGUCUUGGUUAUGAUCAAGAGGGAGCUCUGGAAGCUGACAAGGCGGCUGAGCUAUUGAUUAACCUCGCAAAAGACAACGGCGCCAAGGUUCUCGAGACUAAAGUCAUAGGUUUCACCAAGACCGAUGGCCAUAUUAGCGGCGUUACUCUGUCGUCCGGCCAAACUAUCCCCGCAGACCAUGUCGUCGUAGCCGCAGGUCUAGGAAGCGUCUCUCUCCUCGCAUCUCAAAACAUCCCCCUCCCACUCAAAAGCACAGCCGGUCUUCUCGUCAACACGAAACCCAACUCUAAAAGACAUAUCAACGGUGUAAUCAACGCCCCCGAACUGCACAUCCGCCAAACCCUCGAAGGAGCUCUGCUUUUCGGCUCAAGCUACGCCGGCGGAGAUCUAGGCGAUGAUCCAGAAAAGACAGCCCGUGAACUCUUCGCCAAACUUCAAAAAUCAGUCGUCGGGGGGGAUAAGCUUGAGUUUAGUCACUACACUAUUGGGCAUCGCGUAUUGCCAGAAGACGGACUGCCGAUUCUUGGAGAGACGGGAUUGGAUGGCCUGAGUGUCGCUGUGAUGCAUUCUGGGGUUACGAAUGGGGCUCUUGUAGGAAAAUUGCUGAGCAGGCAGAUUCUCACUGGGGAGACGGAUCCUAUCCUGGAGAAUUUCCGACUAGAUCGUUUUGCAUAA